AUGUGCCACGUCGUCCAGACAGUGACGACGCAUGCCGUCUUUGCUGUCCAGGUCGUUCAGAGGCCAUGUUGCUGUCAGCAACCUGGCAACAUACGAACGAUGCGGCAUGACGAAAACACGAUGCCACAGCACGACAACAACACGGAACGAGCCCACGUGCCCACGAACAACACAAGCGACAGUGCCGCGCAUGAACAGCAGCCCGCCCACCCACGAAUGACGUCCACCGCCGGCGAACGAGCCCUACACCCACAAACAAAUGACGAGCACCCAGGACACGACGACCCCCGCCCACGAAUGCAAACGACCGCCCACAAACGAAGACGACUGCCCACAAACGUGAGCGGACACGGGCCCAGCAACCUGUCGAAACGAGCACAAAGAGCAGGCGUGAAAGGGCAUGUUGAGGAUAGCCACAAUGAGAGGGUGGGUAUGCAAGCACCACGACCCAAGAACCCACCAUGUAUCAUUCCCCACAACGUCGACUUCCACCAACGGACCUCGCCUCGCAGACCAACCCUGCCUAUGCUGUCAAAAUCCUGGGGUGAAGUUGCCAUUCCCCUGAUCUUCCGAUCCUCGCAAGGAUGCACGGCAGUGUCAAUUGACACUCGCACUGCCCUUGCGAGGUUCAUUGGUCAUUUAUGGAGGCGUACCCUCCCGCAGGUUGGGGUACCCCUGGGAUUUUAUAAAUCCGCUACCCAUACCUGCAAAAACCCACACCCGUGGACGCGGGUACAAGUUCUGACAGGUAUGGGUACAACCCUGGGAAUACCCCGGAGUUAG
Messenger RNA from Laccaria bicolor S238N-H82, 783 nucleotides. RefSeq lists its product as uncharacterized. The transcript has 4 exons. NCBI's taxonomy places the organism in Eukaryota, Fungi, Basidiomycota, Agaricomycetes, Agaricales, Hydnangiaceae. The record is from RefSeq and is a predicted model, not a curated record. Bases 1 to 783 code for a protein of 260 amino acids.